UUUGUUCCCGCCAAAUGAAACGUCAAAGUCAAAUUUAGUCGAUUUGUUUUGAGGUUGUUCAUGUAUUUUGUGCAAGUUAAAAUAGUUUAAUAAUUACGGAUUAAAUCACAUGCGAUUAAUUUAGAUAAAAAUGAAAAUAGAUAGUAGACCCCUAAGAUAUGCUCAUGCAGAGGGUUAUACGGAUGUUUGCUACACUGAAGACGGACAGCAUAUAAUUACUUGCGGCAAUGACGGAGAUGUUCGAAUAUGGGUUGACAUAAAAGACGACGAUCGUAACUCCCAUUGCGUUGGAGAGAGCGCGACAGCGGUGUGUUUUAAAGACAAGAGGCUGUAUGUGGCUACUGAUAAUCAUGCUGUACAAGCUUACACAUUCCCGGCUUUCGACAAAGACGGUAUUGUCACUAGAUUUACUGCAUCGGUAACACAAAUUAUGACAAGCACUAAAAGUGAGGUCGCAUGGAUUUUGAGCCAUCUGAGGGCAGGUACCUGGCUUACCCCAACAACAGGGAAGUGACCUUAUUGGAGUAUGAGACUUGGGGACAAAGGAUGACAUUCACACACAGCUCAAUAAAAUGUGCAAUAUCCCAAUGUCGCUUUUCACCAUGUGGUCAAUAUUUGGCGGCAAGCACCAUAGCCGGGCAGAUAGCGGUGUGGGAAGUACAGUCCGGUACUUGCACGGGCAUCAUCGAGCAUCCCACAUCACAUAAUGUUACAGCGAUAGCAUGGAACCCUAAAGGAAAUGGUGUGUUGGCGUAUUGCGAUGUGUCCGGGCAGCUGGGUGCACUGAUGAAUUGCUAUGGCAAGGACAGCAAGGCUGAUGCUGAUGCGCCUGACGAUGUUGAAAUGGUGGAGAGAGCUGAUGAUGGUAAUGACUUGGACAAUUUGAUCGAAAACUAUAACAGUGACGACGAUGACAACGCGAUAUCGCUAGAGAAGCUCAAGAAUGAAACGCUAGGGUUGGGGACAGUGAGAGACGAAGACGAGUCAAGACCCGUGUCGCGGCACGAGCCGGCGGCGACCACGGUGCCGCCGCAGGCGCCGUUCCAGCUUUCUGCGACCCCGGGACACCUUGAACAUAGAUACAUGUGCUGGAACGACAUCGGCAUAGUCCGAUGCCACACGCAGGAGAACGGCGAGUCGACCAUUGACGUAGAGUUCCACGACACCAACCUCCACCACGGGAUCAAUCUCAACAACUACCUGAAUCACACCAUGGCCAGCCUGUCUGCGAGCGUGCUGGUGUUGGCCUGUGAAACGUCUAGGUUAGUUAGGCCCAUUUGUAUCAUUCCGCCAACCCGGGGUUAACCGGUUAAACCUGGAGUUACCAUGGUUAUUUACCAGUACAAUUUGACACUAGGUUAAU
Messenger RNA from Cydia fagiglandana, 1363 nucleotides. Its product is annotated as WD repeat and HMG-box DNA-binding protein 1-like. The record is from RefSeq and is a predicted model, not a curated record. The transcript has 7 exons. Gene Ontology annotation, cellular component: nuclear replication fork. Gene Ontology annotation, molecular function: chromatin binding; protein binding. Gene Ontology annotation, biological process: mitotic cell cycle; DNA repair; DNA-templated DNA replication. The coding region runs from base 457 to 1305 and encodes 282 amino acids. NCBI's taxonomy places the organism in Eukaryota, Metazoa, Arthropoda, Insecta, Lepidoptera, Tortricidae.